Messenger RNA from Ziziphus jujuba (common jujube), 734 nucleotides. RefSeq lists its product as uncharacterized. The record is from RefSeq and is a predicted model, not a curated record. The transcript has 2 exons. The coding region runs from base 133 to 519 and encodes 128 amino acids. NCBI's taxonomy places the organism in Eukaryota, Viridiplantae, Streptophyta, Magnoliopsida, Rosales, Rhamnaceae. Gene Ontology annotation, cellular component: mitochondrial large ribosomal subunit.
CUACAUAUGGUUAGGGAAGCGAGCGGUAUGAGUCCCCCCUUCUGGGCCAAGUGAGGUCUAUUAAAGUCACAGUCUCAGCGGCAACCCCACCAAAAUUGAAAGUGCAAGGGAAAGAGAGAUUGCAGUUUAAGAAUGCUGAAGUUCCUUUCGAAGGUGAAGAUAGAGUUCAAUGCAUUGGACCCACGAAUAGCGUCGUGCAUGGAGUUCUUGGCCCAGUGCAAUGCUCGCAAGGCAAAGGAAUCCAACCCCGCCUGCCAGAUUCAGGUCAAGCGCCGAACCGAUGACGAACCACCGAAAAUCGGCGUCACGUUCGUUAAUGGCGUGGAGGAGAAGUUCGACGCCACCUCCAUAUCUGCCCAGACCAUCAGGAACAUGAUUCUCGAAAAGGGUCAGCUCCUGGAGACCGAACAGAUGUUCCGCGACGCUGGCGAGCCCUGGCCUGUCAUUAUCCCCGAAGAAGAGCUCCAUCAACCCGCUCCAGGUACCAAGGAACAUUUUCAAGACAAAGCAAAGAGCUAGGAACUGGGGACACUGAGAGUGGGCUGUUAUGUUUACUUCUGCCUCUACUGUAGGAAAAAACUGUCAUAUCAAAUGUUUGUUUGCAAUUCUUGAGUCAGCUGUAAUCUUUUGAUGAUCAAAGAAAUUGUCUAUUAAGCCGUGCCUUUUCUAGUUAUUACUCUGUGGAUGAGACAAUCUUCUAAAUAAUGAAAUAUGAUGCCUUAUCCUGUUGGUUA